This is a messenger RNA of Batrachochytrium dendrobatidis JAM81, 915 nucleotides long. RefSeq lists its product as uncharacterized. NCBI's taxonomy places the organism in Eukaryota, Fungi, Chytridiomycota, Chytridiomycetes, Rhizophydiales. Bases 1 to 915 code for a protein of 304 amino acids. The record is from RefSeq and is a predicted model, not a curated record. The transcript has a single exon.
AUGAAAUUCAUAUCGACUAUUGUGUUGUUGCUAUUGUCGGUGACAGUCAGUGCGGUAGUCAUCGAUCGUCCGUCUGCCAUCGAAUCAGAACCUGUAAAAGAAUGCUCAACACACAUGCAGCAACACACUGGUAUUUGCGCUUCAACUGGAACAGAACAACAAUCAACUGGAACCAAUCAUGAUGUAGCUCAAUCAACUGUAGAUUCCGAUGAUUCAGACAGCUCUGUUGAAGAGUCCAACGAGCCCGAUGAAUUAUUUGAGUUAUUCGAGUUAUUUGGGUUUGAUGAUGAUAUAUUUGAUGGUGCAUCAUACGACGACGCCUGCCAUCUUCCUAAAAACUAUAUCCCAGAGAACGAGCGACCUAUUCUCACACUUCAGCAAAAACUCGAUGAAGUCGAGGAACGCAUGAGGGAUAUGGGUAUGAAAAUUCCAGAAAAUGUUGGAGACGGAUAUCCACACAAGAUGAGCGCCAAGGCAAAAGAAAGAGUACUAACGGCUAAACAAUCAGGGCGUAGGCGUAGAAUGAGCUCAUCUGAUCAAAAAAAAUUGGAGAAAUGUGCACUAGGAAGAUUAUGGGUGUGUUGCAAGUUGGCUCUUGAACCUCUCGAAGAAGCAUCGAUAAGCGUUGUAUCUGAACCUACUCCAGAAUUAAAAUCCAUCUUGAAACCCGGAUCUACUUUUAAACCCCACGGCUCAAAACACGAUCAUUCUAAAAAACAUCAUCAGAAAUCAAGUCACGAUGCUGGUUCAAGGGAAGCUAAAAUACACUUUAACCCUGAGACUAGAAUUCUUAGAUAUCUAAGUGAAUCUAGCGCAACUCAAGAAUAUGAUCUUCAAUUUCCUCCACCAGAAUCAAGGUUUGAUAGACUCAAACGACAAAUGCUAGAACUCAUUGGAUAUAAAAAGUCUACUUGA